Molecule: messenger RNA, 5247 nt
Organism: Symbiodinium sp. CCMP2456
Lineage: Eukaryota; Dinophyceae; Suessiales; Symbiodiniaceae
Source: the annotation of a GenBank genome assembly
AUGAGGUGUGGCUCCAAGACUCCAACGGAAGGCCUUCGUCCAGCGGUGACUCGCCUGGAGCUGAGAGAGGAGAUCCAGGAGCAGCUGGAUGCUUUUCGACAGCUCGUCGUUGAGGACAUCGGCGUGCGAUUGCAGGAUGCCCUAUCGAUGCCGUCAGCUCCACCAUGGCAGGCCAAACCCCACAAGCCAAGGAAGUCCGAGAUCUUGGCUCGCCCUCCUGAGCUGACAAGUCCGGAGAGUUGCCUAGAAGAUGAGGACAUGGCAGAGAUCACGAAGAAGGGCUUCAGGAAGAAUAUUGAGUCGACUGCAGCUGCAGCGAUGGAGUUGAUCCAAAGCCGGAGCCGUGGCGAGUAUUCCUUGGUGUCCGGCGAGUCCAUCGAGGAUGCUCUGAUGGCAGACAGCGCAGGUCAUCUGCAGAUGAGGCAUCAGCUUGUGCCAGAUUCCGACAGAAAGUGGCUCGAGGACAGCGAAGUACCAUCCUCCUCAAGCCGGCAGCUUUGCUGCGCCAGGGGGACAUCGGUCUUGCCAGAGACGCUGACAUCAAGGAUGGGAAGUAUUGUGGAGUCAGACGAGUUCGGCUAUGCCAUCACCGCACUUGUCAUGGUGAACGCGAUCCUUAUUGGCUUCGAGACUGACUACACGGCUCGGCAUGGAGGCGAUCAGAAGAUGCCUGGCUCGAAGAUAUUGGGACGCGUCUUCUGCUAUAUCUUCACAGCAGAAGUUGCCAUGAGGGUCUUGGUCCUGGGCGUCCGGAACUUUUUCACGGGCAGUGGCUGGAGGUGGAAUCUCUUCGACUUUCUCGUGGUUGGCUUGCAAUGGGCAGAGGAGGUUGUUGACUGGAUUUCUGUCGGCACGGGCCGUGGCCACGUACUGAACUUGGGGUUCCUGCGCAUUCUCAGGACUUUGCGUGUGGUUCGCAUCAUGCGCCUUGCGCGCAUCCUACACUUGGUUGUGGAGCUCCGUACCAUGGUCUCCUCCAUCGUGGCAUCGUUGAAACCGCUCUUUUGGGCUACACUGCUUUUCUCCAUGCUCAUCUACGCAGUCGCCGUCGCGAUGACACAGAUGGCAAAUGAGUUCCGGGCAGAGAAUCGCGGCGUGGAUACCGAGUUGAACAGGUAUUUCAGCAGCUUGGGCACAGCGGCCUUGGCGCUGUGGGAGUGCAUUUCCGGUGGGAUGGACUGGCAGGACCUCGCGCAACCGAUGAUUGAGAAUGUCUCCCCCAUCAUGGGCCUGUUUUUUUCUGCAUAUGUUGCCUUUUCGAUGCUGGCAAUGAUGAACGUCAUCACAGGCAUUUUUGUGGACAAUGCCAAGACCUAUGCACAGCAAGAUAAGGACACCUUUGUCGUGCGACACGUGCUCAAUCUCUUCAAGCAGAGCAAUUUGGGCGAGUCCACUGCGAUUGAUUGGAUUGACUUCCAGGCGAAACUGGAUACGCGCGAGCUACAGGAGCUUUUUGCCGCAGUGGAGGUCGACGUGGCAGAUGCGAGGAGUCUAUUCAAGCUUAUUGAUACGGAUAACAGCGGCAGCGUUACGCCAGAGGAGCUGAUGAGGGGCUGGCUGCGUCUCCAGGGCCCGGCGAAGGCAUUGGACUUGGCUUUGUUGUUGCGCGACUGCACCAGAAGCUUUGACUCCAUCCACAGGCAACUGCAUGACCUUCGUGUGGGUGUGUCGUGGCUUCUCCGGUCAAUGGAAACCAGCUUGUUCCCAGAUGAUCCUACCUCUCCGCAGCUUGAGCAUGCCCCGGCAGAUCUGCUCCAAGACCCUGUCAGGUCUUUCACCUUGACGCCCGAUCCCAGUCCAACGCCAAGGAUAGACCGGAUGAUCGAGCUGCUGAAUUUCUUUGCGACAUCGAUGUAUUGCCUGGAGUCGUACAAGAGCAUGGUGGACAGCAAGACCACGCAUGAGAGCAGAACACGAGAAGAUCUCUGGAUAUGCUCCGUGGUCGUCCUACUAGCUUCCUGGUUCCAUAUGAUUAUGUUUCACUUCAACCUAACCCAGAAGAAGGUCAAUGCUUGUCACCUCUGUGUCUUCGUUCAAUGCUUCGCGGUGCCUCUCACUGUCCUUCUAGCGGUUGGGCUUACGGGGCUGUCCCAAGAAGCGCAUACAGCCCUCUGGAUAGUCAGCGUAGUUUGGUGGUGCCUUGGGACUGUCGCUCUCUGCACGAUGUUUACGUGCUGCAGCGACAAGGUGAGCAAUUCUGCAGGCCUCGAGGUGACAGGAGUUGGGUUUCUCGUCGCCUGCUGCAUGGAUGAGACGAAGCUGAAGGAUGCUUUGGAGUUCCGCGGUGAGCACGCAUACGGCGAGAUGUUGCGAAUCACGCAAGAUGUUCCUGGAAUCAUCAUCAGUUCUGUUCACAUCCACCUGCUGGAUGUCAGCUGGUAUGCUGUUCUGAAUCUCAGCACGAGCUUCUGCACAUUAGCACUCUACCUCUACCUGCUUGUCGAGAAGCGCCUGGGUUGCAUGCUUGUUGACUCUGAAGCUGUUGAGAUAUUCUUGCUGGGUCAGCGACAGGAAGUCCGCGCAUGCACUGUGCCACAGUUGCAAGCCGAUACGAAGGAAGACGGUGGCUGGCAAAACAUCGUGCCAAGCCACACGAACGUGAAGUAUCUAGGCACAGAGUCUUUGGAACCUGAGGAGGUCUUGCCGUCGCUUUGGAUGGGUACAUAUGAGUACAGAAAGCACAUCAAAGAUCAAGCCAGCAAGAAGACGGCAAUCGAAGUUGAUGCUGCGUGGGUCCCGAUCGGCUGGAGUCUUACUCAUUCCUUUGCAUCUUAUGAACGGAAUGAGUUCUUGACCGGGUCUCAUCAGACAGGUCUGGUGGGUCUGUCAGCUGCACCCAAAGCAAGCAUGGAAUUCACGACGCUCGGGGACGAUCCGGUGCAUCCGGUGCGCUCCUCUGCUGUCCCCAAAGCAUCCGCCGUCACGGACGUGAAGAAAGAUCCUAAGAGCGCUGCGAUGCGCAACCUGGGACCGAACGAACUGCGCCUCCCCACGGUGGAUGAGGAAGUCAUCAACGAGUUUCAUCCAGCAGUUUGCGCGGGCCAGUCGCUGCAGGCUGCUAUCACUUUGGCAGGCCUCAGCAUCAAGGUGGGCGCUGCCAUGCGCGAAUGCAAUUCCUGGUGGUACAGGCCGCCGUACGCUGACAUUAAGAACCCCAUCACCGGCAAGACUGAGCAAAUCGUCGAAGGCGUGCCAGCUAUCACGAACGGGCGUCGCCUGAAUCUCAAGGUUUGGGGUGAGAUCUAUGGAGACAACUUCAAUGAGUUCAAGAAAACGCAUGAGACUGCCUACAACGUCACAGAAUGGGAUCUCUCCUUGGACAACAUGAGCUUCACAUUUGGCGAUGAGUGGACACUUGAGGGCUGGCACUACUUCUUGGCUAAUGGAGGCGUGAUUUGGGACACGCGCGAUCGCCUCGGUAACACGACGAUGUCGGGGCUGGCAGUAGUUCUUUCCAACAACGGAUCAAUCGCUUUGAUGGUGGCACCGCGCGGAGGCAUGCCAUUUGUGUCCUCCUGCCCGAAUCCUGUCCCCUUGAAGACCUGGGUGCAUGUUGCCUGCCAGCGCCGGGGAUCCGAUUUGGAUUUUAUCAUGAACGGCACCCAAGUCUGUACCAUGCCGGCACCGGCCGAGCUGGACAAUCUGGAGCCACAGACUAUGGUGAGGAUCGGCCGUGCAGCAAGCAACGAUACAGAUUCCAGCCUGCAUGCCCUCAUCUCGAACAUGCGGCUGACGGGCAAAGCUUUCUACCAUAAGUCGACUGCUGAACCAGAACGACAUUUGGAUCUGCACCCGAAAACCCACUUUCUUCUCCACGGAGGAUAUCUGGACCAAGUGAGCAUGCGCCCUCUUCUCAUCUCAGGACAUGGCUUGAUGGAGGGAGUGGUGAAUCAUGGAGGGCCCACAAGGAAGCUCAAGCGUCCUCCAAUGCGCGAGCUUCAGCUGAAUGUCUUCCCUGACCAGGACCGAGCUCUUCCAGGCGGCUUGCCAGAAAAAUGGGGUCCUCAAGCUGGCAAAAGGUCAGCUUUCUGCGCACGAACGAUCCUGACCAUCAUCAAGGAUGCCGGCACCAUCGCCUCUGCAAUCGAAACCAACCUGGUGGUUUGCUCCGAAGCGAAGCUCGUUGGCCAGGAGUGCGCUCAGGGCGCCACGCGAUCGAUCCGAGCUGCGGCCAACGCAGCAAAGUAUAUGGCGGAGCUGCCAGUGCGAGGUUGCAACCAACAAUGGUUCAGGGGCUACUACAAGUGCGGCGAGCGUCUGGAGGGUGCAUCAUGGGAGCUGGAUGCUCUGGGUACCGAGCUGGGUGAGACAGUCGAAGCCUGCAAUGACUUGGACCUUGAAAUCCGUCACAUCAACAGGAAGAAUUCCCCCAUGAACACAGACUACAACUGGGGCGCUUGUGCCGGUGAAGUUGCUUCCUCGGCUGGGUACGCAUCCACGGCUGGUAUGUACCUUGCCACCGCUGUGGGAUUUGACUGUCCGUCGGCGCUGCCUCUUGACAAGAAGAAGGCCGCGCAAGAUGCUGCUCUGGAACCUCCCUACGCAUUCCCGCGUGGCUACACUCCUGCAGAGGAGGCACGGGAUCUUUGCGCUCAGGAAUCACUGGGAUUCGCACGGACCCUCUUCUUGUCUGGUACGAAGGCUGCCAGAGCUGGUGGAAGUUGUUCCAACACCGGCACAGUCUGUUCGCAGAACAUCCUCCUAGCCAUGGCAGCCUUUGCAGGCAUCGGUCAGGUCGGGGCAAUUGUCCAUGACAAAUGUCUGCCUCUCCGAAAAUGCUGCGAGUACGAUCGUGACGACGAAGAUUUCGUCUGCGCCUGCGGAGCAACGGAGCGGCAGAAAGUUUGGGCCGACAACAGGGAGAUCCAAGGAGAGUGCGGGAGGUAUACAGGUUCCAUGUCGAAGCUGAUUGGCUCUGCAACGGCGUACGUGGCGGAGUCUUUGGAAGCUUGCGAUGCCGCUCAAGAACUGCCCGCAGCUUGUGGGAGCAUGAUUGCAUUCAUGGUGGCUUCCUUGGGCUACUUCGCUGAGAACGCUGCGCGCAACCAUUACGAGUGCCCAUUCUACAUGUUCGAUAACCUCUACCAGUGUGGCCAGGAUCAGUCGAAAAUCGGGGAAGCAAUCGAGCGUUUUGCGGCUGCUACAGCUGCCGCUGUCAUCAACUGUGGAGCAAUUGCCGGGACCCAGAGGGCCUACACGCGCCUGGUCAGCAUGGUGCAUCCGCCACGCCGUUUUUUCAUGGUGUAA